UGCCUCCAUCCACUCGUCUCCGUUCACCUCAGGCGGCUCAGCUCCCCUCCCCCAUCUCCAUAACACCACCCACCAACUCAGCUCUCUUCCCGCACAUGCCGAUGCCGAUGCCUGCCCCCUCCCCACCGCCCUUCCUCUGACCCCCAUCCACGCCCCCGAUCAGCAAGCCACGAACCAUGGGCUCCUUCCUCACCCUCCUCCUCCUCGUCAAUGCCGCGCUCCUGGCGCGCGCGCUCAAUCAGGACGGCCUCUACCUGCUCGACGCCAAGCGCGUCCUCACCGUCCCGUCGCCCGCGCUCGCCGACUGGAACCCCCGCGACGCCACGCCCUGCAACUGGACCGGCGUCUCCUGCGACGCCGGCAGCGGCGCCGUCACGGAAAUCUCCCUCCCGGGCCUCAACCUCGCGGGUUCCUUCCCCGCUGCGCUCUGCCGCCUCCCGCGCCUGCGCUCCGUCAACCUCUACAUGAACUACAUCGGCCCCGACCUUGCCGUCGCCCGCUGCAAGGCGCUGGAGCGCCUCGACCUCUCCAUGAACUCGCUCGUCGGCAACCUCCCCGACGCGCUCGCCGACCUCCCGGACCUCGUCUACCUCAACCUCGAGAGCAACAACUUCUCCGGCCCUAUCCCCAAGUCCUUUGGCCACUUCAAGAAGCUCGAGUCGCUCUCCCUCGUCUACAACCUGCUCGGCGGCGAGGUCCCGCCGUUUCUUGGCGGCCUCGCCACGCUCCAGGAGCUCAACCUGUCCUACAACCCCUUUGCGGCGGGCCCCGUGCCGGCCGAGCUCGGAGACCUGUCCGCCCUGCGCGUCCUCUGGCUCGCCGGCUGCAACCUCGUCGGCUCCAUCCCGCCCUCCCUCGGCCGGCUCGGCAACCUCACCGACCUCGACCUGUCCACGAACGCGCUCACCGGCCCGAUCCCGCCAGAGAUUACGGGGCUCACCAGCGCCCUUCAGAUCGAGCUGUACAACAACUCGCUCUCCGGCCCGAUUCCCAAGGGCUUCGGCAAGCUCCGGGAGCUCAGGGGCAUCGAUUUCUCCAUGAACCGGCUCGACGGCGCCAUCCCCGAGGACCUCUUCGAGGCGCCCAAGCUAGAGAGCGUGCACCUGUAUGCCAACUCGCUCACGGGGCCCGUGCCGGAGUCGGUGGCGAAGGCGCCGUCCCUCGUCGAGCUGCGGCUGUUCGCCAACAGGCUGAACGGCACGCUGCCUGCCGACCUCGGCAAGAACACGCCGCUGGUGUGCGUCGACCUGUCCGACAACUCCAUCUCCGGCGAGAUCCCGCCGGGGAUAUGCGACCGCGGCGAGCUGGAGGAGCUGCUGAUGCUCGACAACAUCCUGUCCGGGCGCAUCCCCGAGGCGCUCGGCCGGUGCCAGAGGCUGCGGCGGGUGCGGCUGUCGAACAACAGGCUCGACGGCGACGUGCCCGGUGCGGUCUGGGGCCUGCCGCACAUGUCGCUGCUCGAACUCAAUGACAACCAGCUCACCGGAGAGAUCUCCCCGGUCAUCGCCGGCGCGGCCAACUUGUCUAAGCUGGUGCUGUCCAACAACCGGCUAACAGGGAGCAUCCCAUCGGAAAUUGGAUUGGUCUCGAAGCUGUACGAGCUGUCGGCCGACGGCAACAUGCUCUUUGGCCCGCUCCCAGCCUCUCUUGGCGGCUUGGCAGAACUUGGCCGGCUUGUUCUCCGCAACAAUUCGCUGUACGGCCAGUUGAUUCGGGGGAUCGAAUCUUGGAAGAAGCUCAGUGAGCUGAACCUCGCCGACAAUGGCUUCACUGGCUCCAUACCACCGGAGCUCGGUGACCUGCCGGUGCUCAACUACCUUGACCUCUCCGGCAACAAACUCACCGGCGAGGUACCAAUGCAACUGGAGAACCUGAAGCUGAACCAGUUCAAUGUCUCCAACAACAAGCUCAGGGGCCCUCUACCGCCGCAGUAUGCCACAGAGGCGUACCGCAACAGCUUCUUGGGCAACCCUGAGCUGUGUGGAGAAAUUGCCGGUUUAUGUGCCAAUUCGCAGGGAAGGGCAAAGUACCACUCCGGCUUUGCCUGGAUGAUGCUCUCGAUAUUCCUAGUUGCGGCUCUUGUUUUGGUUGCCGGAGUUGCGUGGUUCUACUGGCGGUACCGGAGCUUCAACAAAUCGAAGCUGAGCGCCUACCGCUCGAAAUGGACAUUGACAUCGUUCCACAAGCUCUCAUUCAGCGAGUAUGAGAUCCUGGAUUGCCUUGAUGAGGAUAAUGCCAUUGGCAGCGGUGCAUCCGGGAAGGUGUACAAGGCAGUGCUGAGCAAUGGUGAGGUGGUCGCCGUCAAGAAGCUGUGGAGCGGGGCAAUAAAGAAGGAUAUCGAGGACGGCGGCCAGGGCUCUGCUGCCGACGACAGCUUUGAGGCUGAGGUGAGGACACUCGGCAAGAUUCGGCACAAGAACAUUGUCAAGCUCUGGUGCUGCUGCACGCACAAGGACUGCAAGCUGCUGGUGUACGAGUACAUGCUCAAUGGUAGCCUCGGUGAUGUGCUGCACAGCAGCAAGGCUGGCUUGCUGGAUUGGCCAACGCGGUACAAGAUUGCACUGGAUGCAGCAGAGGGGCUAUCCUACCUUCACCAUGACUGUGUCCCGGCCAUCGUCCACAGGGACGUCAAGUCUAACAACAUCCUCCUGGACGCAGAAUUCGGUGCCCGUGUUGCGGAUUUCGGGGUCGCCAAGGUGGUGGAGGUCACUGGCCGCGCACCCAAGUCCAUGUCGGUCAUCGCCGGCUCGUGCGGUUACAUUGCGCCCGAGUAUGCAUACACACUGCGCGUCAACGAGAAGAGUGACACAUACAGCUUUGGAGUGGUCCUCCUCGAGCUCGUGACCGGGAAACUACCAGUCGAUCCUGAGUUUGGGGAGAAGGACCUGGUGAAGUGGGUGUGCAGCACAAUUGAUCAGAAGGGAGUGGAACACGUGCUAGACAGCAAGCUCGACAUGACCUUCAAGGAAGAGAUCGUCGGGGUCCUGAACAUCGGCCUCCUCUGCGCGAGCUCCCUGCCGAUCAACCGGCCGGCGAUGCGUAGAGUGGUGAAGAUGCUGCAAGAAGUGUGCGCCGAGGCCAGGCCGCGGGUUGGCAAGCUGUCGCCGUAUUACUACGAGGACACCUCCGAUCAAGGGGGUAGCGUCUAAUAAGGCAACCACAGUACAGAGAAAGAGUUCGUGCCUUCUAGGUAGGAAGGUUCCUUUCACGGCCAUUGAAAGAGUUGAAGCUAGAGUUCGUGCUGAUUUUAACCGCAGAACUGCUGGCUUCCGACAAGAGUUGAGGUAUCCUGUGUUUUUCAGUCCAGCAAUGAGAUUUGAGAGCAGGUGGGCGGUGUUCUUGGUUCGUACUGCUUGCUGUGUUUGUGGGGGCGUCUCAUGCAUUGAUUCCGGGUUGUCUACUUGUCUUGUACUCUUGAGAAAAUGUUUGUGAAUGUGUGCAAUUAGUACCCUGCUUUUCUCUUGAAUAACUAGUGGAGGAGUACUACACUAGUGUACUAUUCCAUCAGCCAUUCAGCCUCCCUCAAGCACGGGCAUGGCCAUUGGAACGACUAUCUGAGGCUAUUUACUACUCAAUGGGUAGUCGCUGCAGAGAUGAAGCAAUGGAGCACAGCCUGCACAGGUUGCUGAACCUGACCUUGCUUGUACAGUUAGUUGUGUUUAUGUGUAGAUAGCUCGCUCCUGAAUUAUGAAAAAUCAUCCGCUGCUCCUGCAGUACAAAUGAUUGGUACCUUUUGUUCCCCGUACUGAUUUUUUUUUUUUUUUGGCAGUGGCAGGCACUUAUACAAGAUUCUUUGUCACUGUCGUGUACAUAAGGGUGUAUUUGUUUCUGCAUAGUAUAAAUAGAUUGAGUGUAGUUAUAUUUGUUAAAAAGAAAGGUAUUUAAUUGUUUGUAUCUUUCUGAA
This is a messenger RNA of Phragmites australis (common reed), 3904 nucleotides long. RefSeq names its product receptor-like protein kinase HSL1. The coding region runs from base 177 to 3149 and encodes 990 amino acids. The transcript is spliced from 2 exons. Gene Ontology annotation, biological process: protein phosphorylation. The record is from RefSeq and is a predicted model, not a curated record. Gene Ontology annotation, molecular function: protein kinase activity; ATP binding; receptor serine/threonine kinase binding. NCBI's taxonomy places the organism in Eukaryota, Viridiplantae, Streptophyta, Magnoliopsida, Poales, Poaceae.